UUACAAGUGCGUGUAAAUUGAAUAUUGUGUUCGAAACAAAGUUUGAACUACUACUUUCCAUUUAAAGAUUAUUAUUAUUUUAAUAGAAAGAAAAACAUUUGCAUUUAAAUACGGAAACUGGGAAAAAUUUCAGCAAUAAAAUUUUGAUAUCAAUUUACAUUACAAUGUAGGAACAAAUUGCAGAAAUCAACAAAAAAUUGGUACACAAUUAAACUGUGAGUGUCUCUUCAAAAAAUCAGAAUAUUUUCAGCCAAUAAUGAUCAACAGUUUUAUUACGAAGCUGCACUAGCAGAAGCAUGCCCAAACCAAAAGAAAGAUUAUGAAAUAAAGCCUAUAAAUUAAAAAUGAAAUUCGAUUAAAAAGUAUAAAAUAAAAUAAUUGAAAUUGAAUGUACAUAUUAUACUGAAAAAAAAUUUAAAAAAUAAUCGAUUAAGUAAAAAUGUUUUUUUUUGCAAACAUAAAUAAUAAAAAUUGAUAAAACUUAGUGACAACGAAAGAAUUGUGUGUAAAAAUGCAUGCACCGCAAGAGUAAAAGGUUUCUAGAAUUGCAUAAAAAUUAAUUAUAUUAUUUACACCACACUAAUAGUGUUCAACUGCAGCAAGUUCCUCUAAAAUCGAGCCGUUUACUUAUAAGUAAAAAGUUUACAUAAAUCAAAUAAACAUACAACAAUAAAAAGCCUUUGCAAAAUUCACACAUCAUUAAAAAUUCUACAUCACCCACUUACGUCGCGAAAAUGUACGCGCAUCAAAGCAAAAUGCCGACGGCAACUCGUAACUGUAGCGGGCUAAUCUGUGCCAUAAUCGUCGCGUUCACUUGUUGUCUCACAACGCCAACCGUACGCGCGGUGCAUCGGUACGAUCAAACGCCCGUCGAAGCUAGCCCCUACUACCGCACCUCCGCAUCGGGUGAAAUGAUCAGUUCAUCGGCAAUGACAAGUGAUGCAUUUCCGCAUCAUAAUCGUUGUGAACCGAUCACUAUUUCCAUAUGUAAAAAUAUACCCUACAACAUGACAAUAAUGCCGAAUUUAAUUGGUCAUACGAAGCAAGAGGAAGCCGGUUUGGAAGUACAUCAAUUUGCGCCGCUCGUUAAAAUCGGUUGUAGUCCCGAUUUGCAAUUAUUCCUUUGCUCUUUGUAUGUGCCCGUUUGUACGAUACUCGAACAACCGAUACCACCAUGUCGUUCGUUAUGUGAAUCGGCGCGUAUUUGUGAGACACUCAUGAAAACAUAUAAUUUCAAUUGGCCGGAGAAUUUGGAAUGUUCGAAAUUUCCCAUAAGUGGCGGUGAGGCAUUGUGUGUUGCCGAGAAUACGACUUCGUCGACGCCGACACCGACGCGUAGCAUACCGAAGGUAACGCCACGGAAAAAUUAUGCAGACAGUCCGCAUCGUAAUAUCGGUUUCGUGUGCCCGGUGCAAUUGAAGACGCCCCAAGGUAUGGGCUAUGCACUCAAAGUUGGUGGAAAGGAAUUACGCGACUGUGGCGCCCCAUGUCAUGCCAUGUUUUUCCCGGAAAAAGAACGCACUGUUCUACGCUACUGGGUUGGCUCGUGGGCGGCUGUCUGUGUGGCAAGUUGUCUUUUUACGGUGCUGACCUUUCUCAUUGACUCGUCGCGUUUUCGCUAUCCGGAGCGUGCCAUUGUUUUUCUCGCCGUUUGCUAUCUCGUUGUGGGUUGCGCGUAUGUGGCCGGUUUGGGUGCGGGCGAUUCGGUGGCGUGUCGUGAACCAUUCCCGCCACCGGUGCGUCUGGGGCGGUUGCAGAUGAUGUCGACAAUAACGCAGGGUCAUCGCCAAACCACCGCUUGUACGGUUUUAUUUAUGGCGCUGUACUUUUGUUGCAUGGCCGCCUUUGCUUGGUGGUCGUGCUUGGCGUUCGCCUGGUUUUUAGCCGCCGGCCUCAAAUGGGGUCACGAGGCGAUCGAAAAUAAAUCGCAUUUAUUUCAUUUGGUCGCUUGGGCCAUACCGGCGUUGCAGACAAUUUCGGUGCUGGCAUUGGCCAAAGUUGAAGGCGACAUACUCUCCGGCGUUUGCUUCGUCGGUCAACUGGAUACACACUCACUCGGCGUCUUCCUCAUACUACCGCUCUGUAUUUAUCUCUCCAUUGGCGCCCUAUUUCUACUCGCCGGCUUUGUAUCGCUCUUUCGCAUACGUACCGUUAUGAAGACAGAUGGCAAACGUACGGAUAAAUUAGAGCGUCUCAUGAUGCGUAUCGGCUUCUUCUCCGGUCUUUUCAUAUUGCCGGCGCUCGGUUUUCUCGGUUGUCUUUUCUAUGAGUACUAUAAUUUCGAUGAAUGGAUGAUACAAUGGCAUCGCGAUAUUUGCAAACCAUUCUCCAUACCAUGUCCGCAGUUGCGUCAGGAUGGUUUGGAAUCGCGACCCAUCUUUCAGAUUUACAUGGCCAAAUAUUUGUGUUCAAUGUUGGUGGGCGUUACGUCGAGCGUGUGGUUGUAUUCGGGUAAAACGAUGGUGAGUUGGCGUAAUUUCGUCGAGCGGCUGCAGGGGAAGGAUCCACGUACGCGUGCUCAGGCUUAUGUUUAGUUUAGUUUAAGCUUUAGAAUGGUCAAUAUUAUUAUUAAGGUGUGUAAUAAAGCGUGUGUGUUGUUGUGCUUCUCUUUAUAAUCGUUGUGUGAGUGAGCGUACUAUGACUUUUUUUGAGUUUUUUUUUUAAAUGUAUAUUUUGUAAAAUAUUUCAGAAAAAAAGUUAGAAAUCAUAUUAGUCUCAAGUCUUUCAGAUAUUUAUAGUCUUGUUGUUCAUACCAAUUGCUCAGUAACUUUUUUACACUCAAAAUUUUUAAUAAACAAUGUUGGGUUAUGUGAAAAUUAAACUAACUUAAAAAAAGAGAUUAUUGAUAUUGCUGCUUAUGCCUGUGUGUGCGUGUAUUCGAAAAAUUUGUUGUGAGUGUUAUUUAUAUAAGUGUGUGCUAUUUUUAAUAAUUAUUUAAGUGUAUUAUAUAAUUGAGUGUUUGAGCCAUUUUUUCUGAAACUUUCGAGUGCAAAUGUUAAAAAAGUAUAGUGUGUUAAACAGCUCAGCGAUUCCCAAGUUUUAUAAAAAAAGAAGAAAAAAUAAUCAAAAUUAAUUUUUAAGUAAAAUGUGUGUGUUUAAGUGCUUCAACUGUACGUAUUAUUAUUAUUAUAUAAUUUAAUUUUAAUUAACACUGUAAAAACUUAACGGAGAUAUUUAGUUUGUAGUUGUAAAAGCUUUACUUGUGCCCUAAAAAUAGUUGUAAAGAAGUAAACGAUUAAUUUAUUGUUUCACAUAUAGAAAGAGAAGGCAGUAGAGGAGAUCAAAAGAUAUGAAAAUUUGAAAACAGUCAAGAAUAUAUUUUAGGUAAGAGAAUUAUUUUUUAUUAUACUUAUUUGAAACUAUAUGUAUUGCUAUCGAAACCAUUAAUGGAAUUUCGCCUCUUAGAAUUUUCGGCAUAGGAAAACGUUUCUUGAAAAUGCAUAGGCCUUUUAAAGGGACUUUGGAGCACUUCAUUUGUCAGAUAACACCAUAAUAACCAUCAAAAAUAUUAGUAUUAUUAUGACUUGUUAAAAUAACUUUCCAUACUGUGUUUCACAAGUUCAUAAAAAUCAGUAGGCUCUUUGCAGGAACACCAAAAUUUUAGAUUUCUCCAUUUUUCAGAUAACACCAAGAUAACUAUCAAAAGAAUAAAUAUUUUUAUAAUUUCUUAGAGAAAGAACUUUA
This is a messenger RNA of Bactrocera oleae (olive fruit fly), 3684 nucleotides long. RefSeq names its product frizzled (gene fz). The record is from RefSeq and is a predicted model, not a curated record. Gene Ontology annotation, cellular component: plasma membrane. NCBI's taxonomy places the organism in Eukaryota, Metazoa, Arthropoda, Insecta, Diptera, Tephritidae. Gene Ontology annotation, biological process: canonical Wnt signaling pathway; non-canonical Wnt signaling pathway. Gene Ontology annotation, molecular function: Wnt receptor activity; Wnt-protein binding.